Messenger RNA from Kuraishia capsulata CBS 1993, 1551 nucleotides. RefSeq lists its product as uncharacterized. Gene Ontology annotation, biological process: positive regulation of transcription by RNA polymerase II. The record is from RefSeq and is a predicted model, not a curated record. NCBI's taxonomy places the organism in Eukaryota, Fungi, Ascomycota, Pichiomycetes, Pichiales, Pichiaceae. The transcript is spliced from 2 exons. The coding region runs from base 1 to 1551 and encodes 516 amino acids. Gene Ontology annotation, molecular function: sequence-specific DNA binding; DNA-binding transcription factor activity, RNA polymerase II-specific; zinc ion binding.
AUGAUCUCCACUUGUUUGCGGUGUAAGAAGCGCAGAAUAAAGUGUGAUUUGCAACUACCCGGCUGUAAAAACUGCACUGCCUCGGAAACUGAAUGUGUGAUAUGGGAUGAAUGUCUAAACGCUAAGGUUUCAAGAGAAGAAAUUCACACCAGACUCCAGAGAGUGAUUUUGCUUCAGGAACAACUGGAAAAGACGCAACAUAGCCCACAAGAAGAAGAGACAGACGAAGUCAUUAAUCAGGGGCUGAUUGGUAAAGCAGGACCUCAGUAUCUGGUUCCAAGUCUGAAAAACCAGACGAUAGAAGACCUUCUCCCUUUCAGAUGGGAGACCGUUAAGAAAGGCUAUUGGUACGGCGAAGACAGAGGGCCAGAUGCUAUUUUUUUCGGGUCUUCGUCGCCAAUAUCAGUAGCAGUAUGGGCCUCGUCUCUGCUGGGUGUUAGAAUAGAACCUCCAAAAUACGUGAAGGAAGAAGUGGAGGAAUUCAGAUUGCCUAAGACUCUGAUUACGCAGCUGAUGAUGCGAAAGCUGUUGAAGCAUUAUGAAGAGAAAAUAUACCCCGAGUACCCUCUAAUUGCGCCCUCUUUCUUCAACAUGGAUGUGAAGUUAAAGAACCUGCCUCCUAGGCAGCAGAUUUUCACGCUUCUGGCCCUGGUGGCUGCAUCCACACAUCUCUCGAGAUCAGAAAAAGACUACCGAGUAAUUUCUGCCACUCUGAGAAACUGGCUUAAUGAUGAGGUUGGAGCAUAUCUCGAGGAAUACACAGAUGACACUUUUUUGGUUUUUAUGUUCUUGAUCUUGAUGGAGGAGUUAGAUCCACGGAGUCAGAACUUAUACGUAUUGCUGAGUAUGGCGUGUCGUUACGCAGUUAUAAGAGGGUUCUACAGAGAUACUACGGAUGAUGUUGAAGAGCGGACUUCGAGGCGGAAUUUGUUUCUUGUUCUGUAUAAGAUGGAGUCUGAAAUAGCAGGUUUUCUCGGAAGGCCGAUGCUUUUGCCGUGCGAGUCGAUCAUGUUUGAGGAUGCAGACCAGAAAACUGCAACCACACUAAGACUAACGAAGUCCAGAAUGGAUAUCUACAGAAUGAUCUUUAACGGCCCUGAUGACAGUUGCGUUUUCAGCCAGCAGUUGGUGGAAGAGCUUCUGUCUCUUCCUAUACUGGCUGCUGCCUCGACCCAUUGGUUCCUUGCUUCUCUGCCUUUUGCUAUACACCGUUGUCACGAAUGCGAGAAUUUGCAUCUCCCCAAAAGCGAGUUCCGUGAGAGACUCGUCAAAUCAUUUUUGAUCAAACUUGACGACCUUUACAGGCUGUACAAGGAGGACCAGAUCAUAUCAUUGUGGAUUCACACUCUCUAUUGUUUCAGCCUCUCACUUGCUAUGAUGGUGUAUUACAAAAUGGGCUAUUUAUCAAACUAUUGGACAUCCGCUGAUUUCGAGAAGAGUUUUCACAAAAUUAUUGAAAUGAUGGGAUAUUGUCGCCUCGGCUGGGCUCCUGCGGCGUUAUAUCUGGAAAUCAUUCUGGAGGUUUACAAUAAGAGCCAGGCGCUUGGGUAA